Sycon ciliatum is the source of this 2853-nucleotide messenger RNA. RefSeq names its product TNF receptor-associated factor 5-like. The transcript has 12 exons. Gene Ontology annotation, cellular component: cytoplasmic side of plasma membrane. Gene Ontology annotation, molecular function: tumor necrosis factor receptor binding; zinc ion binding. Gene Ontology annotation, biological process: tumor necrosis factor-mediated signaling pathway; protein K63-linked ubiquitination. The record is from RefSeq and is a predicted model, not a curated record. Lineage: Eukaryota; Metazoa; Porifera; Calcarea; Leucosolenida; Sycettidae. Bases 219 to 1643 code for a protein of 474 amino acids.
UACUAGUACUAGUAGUGACAGUACUGCUCGUACACUACUACACUAGUACACUGACUGUCGUACUCGCAGUUCAGCGAAUCAGAGCAGUAUUACGGAAAGCCUUUUAUUAGUUUAGAGUUCAGACGUCGAUACGAUUGCUACAGAGUAGUCUAGACUGCAUCGACCAGCAACGCUCAUCGGUGUCAGCGUGUCCAGGUGUCCGCGGAAUCAAAGCAGCCAUGUCUUCAAUGAGUACGACGUAUCACUUCGGUUAUAAUCCCGAGCGAGUCGUCAGCGCCCACAGCGACGGGUUGAAGUGCCUCAUCUGUGAUCGUCUGCUCCGUCACGCGGUGUUGAGCGAGUGCGGCCAUCUCUUCUGCUGCUGCUGUAUACAACGCAAGACGAGACUUUCACAACUACAAUGCCCAGUGUCAGGAUGUGGCGAGUACAUCACACAAAAUAGCUGGCAUGCCGACCUCAGCACACGGCAGCAAGUUGACAACAUGGAAUUCCGAUGCGCCGCACAGAAAGACUGCAAUUUCAAAGGCAAACUCGCCACAAUCGAGGAACACGAGAGCACGUGUCCGUUCAUUGAGGUUCUGUGCAGGGUACGUAGCUGUAACGCACGCUAUCCGCGUGGCAAGGCUGAGCAGCACCAUUCCCGGUGCCAGUACGUCACCGAGCAAUGCCGCGCCUGCCAGCUACUGGUUCACCGCAUCCAUAAGGCAUUUCAUUUGAACUUCAGGUGCCCCGGCCGACGAAGCCAUGGCAACCGCCACAACUGUCAGUCAAGUGCUGACCAGCUGCAGUCCGAUGCUAGUACAUCUUCCACUUGGCAAGAAACGGGAUCGAACAAUUCCUCUCGACCAAAUUCUCCGACCAGUGAUACGGACCUGUCUCCUUCGCUACAACAACAGCCACGUCACCAGCAAGCAAGUGAACUACAUCUCCAACGGGCAAAUGAUCGGCAGCAGCCGCAAGUUGAAGUGGUGGAGGUGUGUCUGGCAAUUGCCAGCCACGAACACUGCAUCACGUCGCAAGCUAGUACAGCGGAAAUCGUCAACAACAACAUAUCAAGUUUGGAGAAAGAUAAGGUCACCCAUUGCUUUGGCGAAGAAACCAUUGAGUCCGGCAGGACUGCAGACAACGUGUUUAUAGAGCUCACCACUGUACCCAGGCCUAGCAGUCCACAUGUAAACGGAGACAUAUCUUGGAUAUGGCGGAUAGAGAAGUUCUCGGAAGCACAGGAGUUGGUUGCGAAUGGCAAGUCUCCCGUGUUUACAUCACAGCCGUUUGCAGUAUCUGACGCUAGUUACCAACUCCGUGCUAGACUGUACCGGCAUGGCAACGGGCCUGGCAAAGGAAGCCACAUGAGUGCCUAUGUCCUCUUUUUGAAAGGUGGAGAGUAUGAUGCUGUGCUGGAGUGGCCAUUCCCGUACUCACUCACAUUCAAGCUACUGUCACCAGGUCAUAGACAUGAGCCUCAGCAAGCGGUGGCUCAUAAUGGCUGCGACGUGCAGCAGUUGCUUGGAAACACGUGCGCAAACUCCCCUGGAUUCGGUUGUCAGCAAUUUGUCAACCUCUCUGAUGUUGAUAUCAGCGACUUUAUGUCGGACGACGGAGAUGUCUUUAUAGAGAUCAUUGCCAUGAUUGGCCGGGCGUAGGGCGUUUGCAUUGUGUGUGUGUGUGUGUGUGUGUGUGUUUGUGUGUGUGUGUGUGUGUGUGUGUGUGUGUGUGUGUGUGUGUGUGUGUGUGUGUGUGUGUGUGUGUGUGUGUGUGUGUGUGUGCGUGCUUGUGUAUGCAUGCGCUUGUGCGGGCGAUUGCGUGUGUGUAUGGUUGUUUCUGUGAAUAGCUAUAGAUGUGUGUAUGAAGGAGAGAGAGAGAGAGAGAGAGAGAGAGAGAGAGAGAGAGGGGGGGUUGAGAAGGAGAAAGAGAGAGAGAGAGAGAGAGAGAGAGAGAGAUAGAGAGAGAGAGAGAGAGAGAGAGAGAGAGAGAGAGAGAGAGAGAGAGAGAGAAGACAUGCGCACACGCCUCAGUCUGUUCCUUACUAGGCGAAUGCGAUGUUUACUGAGUUUAGUGUCUGCUGGUAAGCUUGACCCUUGACAUAGAGACCAUUGUGUAAGUGAUCACUACACGAUUGGGUUCUGCUCAAAGUUGAAAUCCCAUAGCAUAGAUGAUUUUGCCAGCUGAUUUCUAUGACUUUCUAGUGGGUACCUCAAAUUGAAAUUUCGAGAGCAGAUGCUGUUCCGUAUCUAUGUCACCACUGAUGGCUGACAAUUGAUUAUUUUCGUACACGUGCCGCGCUCCCCGCAUCGCUUACAGCGUGCUACUAGACAGUUUUGUCUUUGCUAUUUAUAACUGCACUGUACAUGGCAGUGUAUGCUCGCCUCUCAAGUGAUACAUCCGUGUAGCAUACCUGCCGGCCAUCCCGAUUUUGCCGGGACCGUCCCGAUAUCGAGUUGGGAGUACGACAUCCCGCCCGAUGACCGAAAGUGGCAGUGUGCGAUAGACUGUCAGUGCGUAAGGGAGGGAUCUACUCAUCUCCCCGGGAUCCCCCUUGCACUGCAGUCGAUCUACUCAUCUCCUUUGUACACUGCAGUCGGUGGGAAUGAUCUACUCAUCUCCCCCGUACACUGAAGUACACUGUGUCAUGCAUCUAUAUCUACUCAUCUCUCCCCCCCCCCCCCCCCCCCCCCGUACACUGAAGUACACGGUGUCAUGCUUCGUUCGCUUGGCAGCUACUGCUAGAUUUUAACAGUUUUCCCGCACCGCCUGCCGUAUUCCAUAAGCAAGCUGCCUUUUGUAUCUGUUUUCUAAUGCUAGUGCUGCUGUUUUCUAUGUUUUAAGAUGUAUAUCAACCUUCUUCUUCUUUUU